AUGGGCGUCCUGCAACAGUAUGCCCAUGAUGCUGCACCUGAACUCCUUCGAGAAUCAGGUGUUUCUUUUGGAUUGCAGAAUACCCUUGAUGGCGAUCCGUUUACUGAGGCGACUACCCCAGAGAAUCGACACGCAAGCUUGCUGAGCCUUGCGCCACAUGCAGAUGAGAUACAGAGAUUCAUCCCGCUCUAUCGACAUACUAUCCAUCCAUUCGUGCCACUGCUCGUCGAUAUUGACGAAUUUGAGCUUCAUGUCUGCGAAUACCUCGAAAGCCGAGCUGCCGGAGACUUGAGGGAUGGUUCGAAGACGCUGAAUCAGUGGUUCACCGGCAAAGGCAUCAAUACCAUUGCUGUAAUUCUGGCGACCCUAUCCUGCUCUUCUUAUUUCUCCGACAUUCCCAUUACAGAGCGUUCUACAACUGCUCUGAAAUUUGUGGCUAGGGCUUUCCAGGCUUUGCGACUGGCCAACUACAUGUUGCGGCCGUCUGUCGAGGCGGUGCAGACACUCUUGCUACUGGGAAACACUCUCCAAAAUACCGGGCAAUCCGAUGGAUCGUGGAUUCUAUUAGGAACGACUAUCCGGCUUGCCCAGGCUCUUGGUCUACAUGCAGCAAAUACUAAGACUCGAGGGGCCAACUCCAGAAAGAAGGAAGCUCUAUGGUCGGUUAUUGUAUGGCAAGAUUGCUUCCUCAGUGUAUGUCACGGCCGGCCAUCGGGUAUUUCCAAAGCACAACUGAAGCGUCUCAAUUUUGCUGCUGUGACCGGUCCUAGCCUGUCCUACUUUGAAAUCAUGUGCCGCGUGGGAUGCUUGUGCGUCGAUCUUACGGAGGAUGUGCCGACUCUGAAACGCUCAGUUGAUCUCGUCGAGGCAAUCGAUAGGUGCUACUCAAACGCGCUACCUCAUCUGCAGAGCCUCGACGAAUGUCGCAAUCUGCAUCAGCGCCUCGAAUUCUUUGCCCUUCAGAUCAACAUGUCCUUCACCAUUGCCGUUGCUUGUCGACCGGCAAUGAAGAAACUACCUCCGGGAUCAGGAGAGGAUCAUUACCACCAAUUCCUCACUACACGCGCCAAACAGAGCCUUUUCACUACUUUGAAAACCUUCUUGGCCUUCCAGGCGCUAAGUUCUAUGCCGCUCCGGAACUGGUCGAUGCUCCACUCAGCACUUACAUCCAUGUUGCUGCUCUCCGUAUGGGAGGAAACAAGACAUGAUCCGCAGUCCAGAGCUCUGCAGGAGCGCCUGGUUGGUCUUCUGUUGGCCGUCAGUGAAGAAGGCUCAAGCGCGGAUACAGACAGUGAUGGCCAUCCCUCCUAUUACACCCAAUGGUUGUCUCCUCGUAGUAUUCGAACACUCAUCGCUUUGCAGAGUGCAAUACGAAAUACACCUCCUCUGACUGAUCACGUGUCUCCUACAAGGUCAGUAGAGACUCUGUUGACAACCUCCGAAGGUGCCUCGCUACAUCAGACAGGCCUACCAGUGCUUGACUCUCAGGUCCCGGAUCAGAUCACUGCUUUACUUGGCUCAAGUGUAGCAUAUGACUAUGAUCAAUUUGAUUGGUCGACAGUCGACCUUUCUCCAUUUGCUUUUAUUGAUGAAACAGUCAACAUGCCAUUUUACGAUUCGUCACAAUGUAAUGGAUUCAUAUAG
This is a messenger RNA of Trichoderma breve, 1644 nucleotides long. Its product is annotated as fungal specific transcription factor domain-containing protein. NCBI's taxonomy places the organism in Eukaryota, Fungi, Ascomycota, Sordariomycetes, Hypocreales, Hypocreaceae. Gene Ontology annotation, biological process: DNA-templated transcription. The transcript has 6 exons. The record is from RefSeq and is a predicted model, not a curated record. Gene Ontology annotation, molecular function: DNA binding; carboxy-lyase activity; zinc ion binding. The coding region runs from base 1 to 1644 and encodes 547 amino acids.